AUGGAUGUCAAGGUACAUUUCGCGACCCAGCUCACGAGGGUCCUCUUCCCGACCAUGUUCGCCAGUCAACAGUCCCUUGUAAUGAACAUUUCAUCCCUGUCUGCGACUGGACUGCCUUACCUCAUCAUCUACGCGGCGUCAAAAUCUUACAUCGAUUCGUUCACGAGAGCAUUGCAUGCCGAGAUACAGGCCGAGAGGGCAGGGAUUAACGUCAGGGGUGUCAUCUGUGGGAAUGUCCAUAGUGAGGGCCACAAAAUCAUCCCCAGUUUAUUUGUGCCAGCAUUUCAAACAAUGGCACCUGAGGCGCUUGAGCGAGAGAUGCAGGAAAGUGAAGUUGAGCUAGGGCUUAGAGGAGUCGAUGAAGGAUGUGAGAGACCCGAUGCUUGGAAUUUGUCCAUUGCUAAAGAACGUUUCAGUAAACGCUGGGGUUAUCUUUCACCAAUAAAAGUUCGCGCUGCAUCCUUCCAAUUUACCAUGGUCGUCAAUCCAAGUCACAUCAGGAACGUGCUUCGGUCUUCGAGAAUCCUGACCAACAGGCCUAUGAUGGUGUUUGUCAUGAGGAACUGGUUCUAUACGCCCAAGGAAUCUUUGCACUACUACGCUACCCAUAAUCCAAGCAGGUCAUCGUCAGGAGUGAAAAUCGAGCAUAUCCAUGAUUUGCAAGCGAGCAUCAGCAUCAAAUAUUUGUCGGGCAAAUAUCUCGUGGCAAUGUCGGAAAGAUACCUUGCGAUCCUCAAGGUUAGACUAGUCAAGCUCGAACUCCCAGCCGAUAGCUGGACGGAAAUUCCGGACUUCUAUACGUGGCUUCAGAGUCAAGUUACUCCCUCAGUUAUUGAAGCCAUGAUGGGUUCCCGAAUUUUGCAAAUGUACCCUGGCAUUGUGGGAGAUUUUUGGGAGUUUGACCGUCAGAUCGCAAAUUAUUCCCGUGGCUUCCCUCGCUGGCUGAUCCCCUCUGCGUAUCAAACUCGGGAUCGUUUGUUAACAAAGAUCAAGGCAUGGAACCAAGUUGCACAUCGCAACUCAGAUUGCACACAGUAUGGGGAAGAGGGCCCCGAGUGGGAUGAAUUCUUCGGAUCCAAAUUUAUUAAGGCUCGUGAAGAUGCUCUGAAGAACCAUGGUCUGGAUGACGACGCAAUUGCGUCUGAGCAUUUGGGACUUCUCUUUGGGUCCAAUGCAAACGCCGUUCGCGCCGUUUUCUGGUAUAUUUUCGAAUCUCUCAAGGAUUUGGAUUUGCAGAAAUGCCUGAAGGUGGAGCUCCAAGAUUGCUUGAAGCCGGAUGCUGGCGACUUCGAUGUCGCUAAAUUUUCCACCAAACCAUUACUGCAGUCCACCUACGCAGAAGUGUUGCGCCUUCGGGUCACAACCACCAUGACACGCACAAACGAGAACGCCGACUUUAAGCUGGGCCCAGAUUAUACUAUUUCUAAGAACAUGACUAUGACAAUAUUCUCGUCCAUCACGGCGCAUAACAAAGAAGCCUGGGGAGCCAUGAGACCGGAGAGUGUUACCAAGCCUUUAGAAGAAUUCUGGCCAGAAAGGUUCCUUGUUCAAAAGUAUAACAACAAAAAUCCAGCCUUCAGUGUCGAAGGCUUGACUGAAUGCUGGAUGCCUUACGGCGGAGGCCAACGCAUGUGUCCCGGGCGCCAUUUCGCCAAGAAUGAAAUCAUUGGUACGCUGGGAUUGCUUUUGGACUUGUUCGAAUGUGAACUGGUUGAUAUCCAGGAAGCUCAACGGGUCAAAGCUGACAAACGAUGGGUACCGUACGGGACGUUGCCGCCGACCAGAAAGGUGGCCGUGAGAAUGCGAAGGCGUGGAAUAUGA
Messenger RNA from Aspergillus tanneri, 1821 nucleotides. RefSeq lists its product as uncharacterized. The record is from RefSeq and is a predicted model, not a curated record. The coding region runs from base 1 to 1821 and encodes 606 amino acids. Lineage: Eukaryota; Fungi; Ascomycota; Eurotiomycetes; Eurotiales; Aspergillaceae. The transcript has 4 exons. Gene Ontology annotation, molecular function: oxidoreductase activity, acting on paired donors, with incorporation or reduction of molecular oxygen; iron ion binding; heme binding.